GAGCGGGGCGCCUGCAGCGCCCGCACGCGUGCGGGGUCCGUGGCGUGGCUCAGGGCAGGGACAGCGCUCGGGCAGCGCCUGUCCGGCACCGCCGCCCUCAGCACCUCGCCUUCCUCCUGCUCCUUCGCUGCUGCUGCUCUUGUUGUGCCUGAAACAGCUGCACCGAAAGGACCGCCAAGUCUAGUCUGUUUCAUAAAGCUUCCGAUUUUUAAGCAGUGUUUUGGUUUAUUUCAACGCACUUUUUUUCCCUUUGGCCGUUAAGAUCAAUCAUGUUUAAGUGUUUGUCAAAAAAAACAUGUUACUGGUGUUAUUCUAAGUUGGCCCAGUCCUUGCCUGCCGGUGAAGCAGCUUCCCUUUGGGAGAGCACCUGUGCAGAAUGUUUUUUUAGACAAGUGGUGAAAAUUUCUCAGUGUGCAUGUAGGUUCCCUCCUGUCCCCUUUCUCUGCGAGAACGGCGGGUUGGUGCACAUGCAUUCACUUGCUUUUUGGUUUUUGUUAGUCCUCAAGCUCUGGGGAUGAGGCUCUGAGGGACAAACGUGCUCGGAUCCUGUCACGAGGGCUGCCAAAGCAGAAGCCCAUAGAAGGAGUUAAGCAGGUGGUGGUUGUGGCUUCUGGAAAAGGGGGAGUUGGGAAAUCGACAACAGCAGUAAAUAUAGCCCUCGCCCUAGCAGCAAAUGAUUCGGCAAAAGAAGUUGGUUUACUUGAUGCAGACAUAUAUGGACCUUCAAUUCCAAAGAUGAUGAACUUAAAAGGAAACCCAGAAUUAACACCAAAAAAUCUAAUGAGACCACUUAAGAACUAUGGAAUCGCAUGCAUGUCUAUGGGUUUCUUGAUAGAAGAGACUGCCCCGGUUGUAUGGAGAGGGCUCAUGGUAAUGUCAGCUGUUGAAAAAUUGUUGAGACAGGUUGACUGGGGCCAACUGGACUAUUUAGUGAUUGACAUGCCACCUGGGACUGGAGACGUACAGCUGUCAGUAUCACAGAAUAUUCCAAUUGCAGGAGCUGUCAUUGUCUCCACCCCACAAGAUGUGGCUUUACUGGAUGCACACAAAGGAGCUGAAAUGUUUAGAAAAGUCCAUGUACCUGUUUUAGGACUGGUUCAAAAUAUGAGUGUUUUCCAAUGUCCCAAAUGUAAGCAUGAGACACAUAUUUUUGGAACUGAUGGCGUAAGAGAUCUGGCAAAAACCCUUGGACUGGAUAUUUUGGGAGAUGUUCCACUGCACAUUAAUAUACGGGAGACGUGUGAUUCAGGACAGCCUGUUGUGAUCUCUCAGCCUCAAAGUGAUGCUGCUAAAGCCUAUCUAAAGAUAGCUAUGGAAAUAUUAAGAAGACUACCAGUCCCUCCUGCUUGAAGCAUUUACCACUGAAGUUUAGCAAAAAAGUGAUCUUUGAUGAAGCCAGUGCAGAAGAGUCCUGCUACCUAGUUACAUGGAGGCCAUAUGUUAGUUCUAAGAACUUCUUCAGGAAUUAAUUUACCAGGAGUUAAAUGAUGAUUGUGAUAUUUACUGUUUUUUACAUCAUUUUUUGGCUAUGUCCAAAAGGAUUCAAGUAUGCAAAUGGUGAUACAGUAUUUAACUGCUGAAUUAUAUCAUCAAGCAAGAAGGGAUGAAGUACAUUUUUUCCAUGUGCCAUGUUUUAAAGUCAAGAAUGAAAAACAGCCUCUCCAUGCAAGGAUAACAAUGGUAUCCCAAGACAUAAAUUUAAUUUUUAAGCAGGAUUUUCAGUACUCUAAUUUCCUUCAGUUUUUGUUCAGAUUUUUACAUGGUUAGCUAUCAAACUGUCCUUAAGUUCUGCAAGAUUUUAAGAAGCAAAAUAAGUUCUUUCACUGCUGUACUUUUCUGUAUUCAUCUUAAAAGAGGAUUAAAAAAUUCCACAUAUACUCUGUAGAGUUCUUAUGAUGGAUGAUAAACAAAUUCAUUCAUUAUUGGAUAAAGUUCGAUCGGGAGGCAAUUCACAGUUUAGUGGAGAAAGGAUUACGUGACCCUGAGGCUUAUUUCUCCACUGUUUUACAGUAUAAUGAACCCAGACAGAAGACAAGGUAACAGAGGUCUUCACUGAAAACCAGAUGUUUUUCCUUAGCUCAGUUUGCCACGGAAUGCAAAUGAUCAAGAUAAAUUUAUGAUUGCAUAUUUCUACUACAGUGCAGCAACUUGGAAGUUGAAUAUAAAGAUAUAUUUUUGAAGUAAAGAAAUAUUUGGUCUUCAAA
This is a messenger RNA of Lonchura striata (white-rumped munia), 2204 nucleotides long. It is a transcript of the gene NUBPL, whose product is annotated as NUBP iron-sulfur cluster assembly factor, mitochondrial. Gene Ontology annotation, cellular component: mitochondrion. Gene Ontology annotation, molecular function: 4 iron, 4 sulfur cluster binding; ATP binding; ATP-dependent FeS chaperone activity. The record is from RefSeq and is a predicted model, not a curated record. Gene Ontology annotation, biological process: iron-sulfur cluster assembly; mitochondrial respiratory chain complex I assembly. Lineage: Eukaryota; Metazoa; Chordata; Aves; Passeriformes; Estrildidae.